GAAUCGAUAAGCGAGGGAUUUUUUUCCUCGCUUUUUACGAGCUCGCAUUAUAGCGGGCUUACGGGCUGCGGGGCAGAGAUCCGGUUGCCUGCCAAGCGCCAUGUAUGCGCCCGAACCAGCGCGCAGAACCAGCCCGGCGGUACCCGCGAAGUAACCAUGGAAGCUUCUGGGAGCAAGGCAAACAUUCUGCUUUCCAUCAUCGCCACGGAGACACGUGAUAAUCAGAGAAAAUAAUCACAUCACGAGCGCGGCAAGCACGGACACGGGAGCGACCUAUGGGAGGAAAGCGGGCCUGUCUUGUGCUGAAAAUGCACUAGGGAAGAGGGUUUGGGGAUACUGAUCUCCAUAAUAACACCAGCCCUGCUCCAGCUGCCAUGUCCUCCAUCUCUGCAUCAACAUCAGCUGCUUGUAGUGGUGAUGCCAUUGUCAGCCAGGUCUCUGAGCAGGCCCUGCUGGCCUCAGAUCGCUACGCCAGACUCAUCCUGGCCCAGAUGAAUAAGAUGCGGCUCCGCACUGACUUUUGUGACGUUGGGUUGAAGGUUGGUGGCCAGGUCUUUAGGGUACAUCGCUUGGUUCUUGCUGCGAGCAGCCCAUAUUUUUCCGCCCUGUUCUCUGGGGGAAUGAAGGAGGCACAGAAAGAGGAGGUGCAGAUUCUUGGAGUGGAGACAGAAGUUUUUGAAAUUUUGCUGGAAUUCAUUUACACAGGAGUGAUCAGUGUGACUGUGGAUAAUGUUCAGGAGUUGAUGGUGGCAGCAGACAUGCUGCAGCUGAACGAGGUGGUAUCUAUCUGUGGAGAGUUCCUCAAAGGUCACAUGGACCCAUCCAACUGUGUGGGCAUAUUUCAGUUUUUGGAGCAGAUUGCCUGCAUGGAGAUGCUAGAGUUCACUGAGAACUACAUACAUGUUCACUUCCUGGAGGUGUGUGCCACUGACGAGUUCAAGGAUCUUUCAAAGGAUCAAUUAGGAAGGGUGCUUCGGAGCGAGGAGUUGAGAAUUGAGGAUGAGUACCAAGUAUUCACUGCAGCCAUGGACUGGGUUCUGCAGGAUGUUGUGAAGAGGAAAAAACAUGUUGUGGAGGUGUUGGAACAAGUCCGCUUCCCUCUGCUGUCCCCACAAAGACUAUUCAAGUAUAUAGAAGGUAUUACAGACUUCAGUUUGCGGGUGGCACUGCAGACCCUUCUGAAAGAAUACACUGAAGUCACAAAGUCUCCUAAAGAAAAUAAGAUUUACAGCCAAAUGCAACCGGCCAAGAUGAGACCCAGAAGAAAAGCCAGGAAGUACCUUUAUGCCAUAGGAGGCUACACUCGGCUUCAAGGAGGCCGCUGGAGUGACAGCCGGGCAUUAAGCUGUGUGGAGCGCUUUGACACCUUUAACCAGUACUGGACUACUGUGUCAUCCCUGCAUCAGGCUCGCAGUGGGUUAGGUGUUGCUGUCUUGGAGGGCAUGAUUUAUGUGGUGGGAGGGGAAAAAGAUUCGAUGAUAUUUGACUGCACAGAGCGAUAUGAUCCAGUGACGAAACAGUGGGCAGCUGCGGCAUCUCUGAAUUUUCCUCGCUGUGGAGUGGGCGUCUGCCCCUGCCAUGGAGCACUCUAUGCACUUGGUGGUUGGGUUGGCUCUGAGAUUGGGAAGACAAUGGAACGUUAUGACCCAGAGGAAAACAAGUGGGAGGUCAUCGGCAGCAUGGCAGUUCCACGCUAUUACUUUGGCUGCUGUGAGCUACAAGGGUUCAUUUAUGUGAUCGGGGGGAUCAGUGAUGAAGGAAUGGAGCUGCGUUCAGCCGAGGUGUAUGACCCUAUCUCCCGCCGCUGGAGCGCCUUGCCUGUCAUGGUCACACGCAGAGCCUACGUGGGUGUGGCCUGCCUCAAUAACUGCAUCUAUGCAGUGGGUGGCUGGAACGAGGCACUGGGAGCACUGGAAACAGUAGAGAAGUACUGUCCUGAAGAGGAGAAAUGGGUGGAAGUGGCUCCGUUGUCCACAGCCCGUGCAGGGGUGUCAGUGUCUGCGGUUAACGGGCUGCUGUAUGCUGUCGGUGGCAGGGCUGCCAGCAGAGAUUUCUCUGCGCCAGUGACAGUGGACUCUGUGGAAAUAUAUGACCCUCACCUUGAUACCUGGACUGAAGUGGGCAACAUGAUCACCAGCCGCUGCGACGGAGGGCUGGCUGUGCUCUGAUGCAGGAAAUUUCACAUUCAAUCUGUGGACCAUCAGCGCUUGAAUCAUCUGAAACUAAGGAAAACUGCACCUUAUAAAACACAAACGUGUUUUUGUCUCAAGUGGGUCACAUCUUCAUAUGCUAUUUAUACAUGGAUUAGAGAUGCUUGUUUUGUGUACAUUGCCCAGUCAUUGUAUAAUUUAACAUGACAGUAGAUUCAACUUGGAAACCGCUUAAACUCCCUUCACUACUGCUCUUACACAUCUAAAAUGUUCAAUUUACUAAAUGUUUCUAUAAGACUACCAGUGUGAGAAUAUCUUUUAUAUUUAAAGAUACUCGUGAUUGAUUAUUAUUUUUAUGGACCAGAGAUUUGUAGGAUCUUGUUGGACCCCCACUACCGUCCUCAGAUAAGACUUAUUUUAGUUUCCUUUCGGUUAUUUCUCAGAAUGUUUGAGGUGCGUGUACAUUUGAAUCUACUUACAAACUUGUCUGGAGCCAAAUGAAACUUGAACUUGCUUCUUGAUGAUUGAUUUCUUUGUAACUGUAAAGAACUUGAACACGACACCACCGUGUGGUGACCAAUUUUCACUGGAUCACUUUUAAACGCAUCUUACUGUAAGAUCUUGUGCCAACGUAAGCAAAUGUACUGUCAAUAGUCUUUAGUUGCACCUGAAAUACUUAGAAUUUACACUUCAGUGUUGUAAUGUUGAGCAGGACGUGAGAAUACUCAACAAUGCACGCUUAGAAAUGGUUCUGGUGGAUUCCUCUUUGGCUUUUGCAGCUCCUCUGCAGCUACAAUAUGUGUAGUUUGUAUGAAGUUAUUGCACACUCAUAAUAUUGCCUAUUAUUACUGUUACACUUUGAAAUAACACAGUAUCAAUAUUGUUUGGUCUUACUGCUAUUUUUAUACAUAUUAAAAAAUAGUGUGUGUAUUGGCUUAAAAGGUGGUGCAAGAUUGGUGCAAUGUGCAAACCAACAAAGCAGCAGCUCUGAAAUUUGACAUCUUGCUGGAUUUGGGGCUACUCAACACUGUUGGUUGUCUUUCUGUUCCCUAGUGUUCUGUAUUUAUCUUUACAGGUCUGCCACAGCAACAUCGCUUUACCCAUUAAAAUGGAAGUGCACAUUUUUA
Molecule: messenger RNA, 3277 nt
Organism: Betta splendens (Siamese fighting fish)
Lineage: Eukaryota; Metazoa; Chordata; Actinopteri; Anabantiformes; Osphronemidae
Gene: klhl27
Product: intracisternal A particle-promoted polypeptide
Exons: 11
Coding region: 375-2168 (597 amino acids)
Molecular function (GO): actin binding
Source: RefSeq, a predicted model, not a curated record